UUAUAACAACAUUUAUUAGAUAAUUAUCUAUCCUCAAAUCUGAAUCCUCAAUGCACAUAGUAUAAAAUCUGAAAUCAAUAGAGAAAAAAUUAAGCUCAAACAAAUCCAUUGUUCUUGAAUUCCUGUAUUCUCUCUCUAUUAUGGCGGAUCAAGGGAAGAAAGCUGAGAUCUUUGAGCUCGAUAAUGGCUCAAUUAAUGUCAAAAUCACUAAUUAUGGCUGCACUAUCACUUCUUUGUCACUCCCUGAUAAAGAUGGAAAACUUGCCGAUGUAGUACUGGGAUUUGACACUGUUGAUCCUUACCUGCAAGGAGCUGGAUCAUAUUAUGGUUGCAUUGUUGGUCGUGUUGCAAAUCGAAUCAAGGACGGGAAGUUCACACUAAAUGGAGUACAAUAUACUUUGCCUUUGAACAAGCCCCCAAAUAGUCUCCAUGGUGGCAACAAGGGAUUUGAUAAGCAAAUUUGGGAUGUAGCUGAAUAUAGGAAAAGUGAUACCCCCUCCAUCACUUUUAAGUAUCACAGCCACGACGGCGAGGAAGGUUAUCCUGGUGAUCUUUUUGUGACUGCAACAUAUACUCUUACCUCCAAGACUACUAUGAGGCUUGACAUGGAAGCUGUGGCCGAGAAGAAGGCAACUCCAGUCAAUCUCGCUCAACAUACAUACUGGAAUUUAGCAGGGCACAGUUCAGGUCCGGUGCUUGACCAUCAUAUUCAAAUAUGGGCAAAUCACUACACCCCGGUAGAUGAGAACACAGUUCCAACGGGGGAAAUUGCCCCAGUUAAAGGCACAGCGUUCGAUUUUACGUCAGAGAAGAGAAUUGGUCAGGAUAUUGCUCAAGUUGGCAUGGGUUAUGACCACAACUAUAUGCUUGAUUGUGGAGAUGAAAAGAUGGGAUUGAAGCAUGCUGCUAGAGUCAGAGAACCUUCAAGCAGAAGGGUCCUGGAUCUCUGGACUAAUGUGCCCGGCAUGCAAUUUUACACUGGCAACUAUGUGAAUGGAGUUACUGGGAAAAGUGGGGCUGUAUACGAGAAACAUGCUGGACUUUGUCUCGAGACACAAGGAUUCCCGAAUGCCAUUAACCAACCGAAUUUCCCUUCUGUUGUUGUUGAACCUGGUAAAAAGUAUCAGCACAGCAUGUUGUUUGAGUUCUCAAUUGCAUAGAGUGAACCUAAAUAUAUACUAUGUUUUGCCUGUCACAAGUUGCAGUUACUUUGAAUUCGUAAAUAAUAAGUAACAGGCGAUAUUCAUAGCCUUUACCAUGUAAUUAUUUUUCCAUUCUUUAUCCA
Beta vulgaris subsp. vulgaris (sugar beet) is the source of this 1285-nucleotide messenger RNA. RefSeq lists its product as uncharacterized. Gene Ontology annotation, biological process: beta-D-galactose catabolic process via UDP-galactose, Leloir pathway; glucose metabolic process. The coding region runs from base 141 to 1160 and encodes 339 amino acids. The transcript has 5 exons. The record is from RefSeq and is a predicted model, not a curated record. Gene Ontology annotation, molecular function: carbohydrate binding; aldose 1-epimerase activity. Lineage: Eukaryota; Viridiplantae; Streptophyta; Magnoliopsida; Caryophyllales; Amaranthaceae.